AUGGUGACCAGCAUGUAUACCAAGACUGUUCUGUUUGUGACGGCCGUCGCCGUGCUGGCGAGGCAGACGACGGGUUGUAAUUUCUAUCCAGUGGGUGAAUAUUUAAGAUUCGUGAGGAUACCAGAGAAUCUGCAAGUUGGUGAUGAAGUGCUCAGAGUAGAAGUCCAUCCAAGAAAGAACCUAAGUUUGCAGCCAGUAGACCGAGAAGAAGAUGCCCACCUGUUCACUUACCGGGAUGUGAAUCGCACACACGUGUCUGUCGUGCUGGCUCAGAGUGUAGACGCACUGGUCGACAGUGAUUCGCCGCAGAACGUCGUCAAGUUUCGACUGGGGUGCGACUUCGAUGCUGGGGAUGAUUUGAUAUCAGCCUAUCUGUCAGUGACAGUCUACAUAGAGGAUGUGAACGACAACGUGCCGAAGUUCCUCGACACACCGUAUCACGUCGCCGUGGAUGAACUGACACCAACAGGCCUAACUAUCUUCAAAGGGAUCCACGCCUUCGACCGUGACAAGCCGAACACUCCAAACUCUGAUGUCCAGUACAGCAUCAUCUCAGGAGAUCCAGACAGUCACUUCGCUCUGGAGUCCUCUCAUAAACCAGUCCUCAUACUGAAGAAGCCUCUGGAUUACGAUGCUGGAGAUAAAGACUUCUCGUUGGUGGUUACUGCUUCGGAUCGUGGAUCUCCACCCCGAAGCUCCAAUGCGACAGUUCACAUUGUGGUGCAAGACAAUGAUGACCUGCCUCCCAAGUUUACUGCUGACGUCUACCGGACACAAAUACCAGAGUUCUAUCCUUUACUUGGUAAGCGCAUACAUAAGGAGCUAUUGUUCCCGGAACCAAUCAAGGCAUUUGAUCAAGAUAUUGGAGUAAAUGCUGCUCUGAAGUAUGAGCUGGUAGCUGGCAAUGAGAGAAAACUAUUCUCUUUGGACUCUCGAAAUGGCACUUUGUUCCUUGAAAAAGAAAUUGAUUUGGAUGCUGAGUCUAAUUUACCAGGCAAUACGUUCGUGCUCCAAGUGCAAACAUCGCAAUUGGAUAAUCCAUUGAAAACAGCUCAGGCAAGGGUCGAAAUAGAAUUACUGGAUUUAAAUGACAAUCUUCCAGAGUUUGAAGUAGACUUCUACAAUAUUAGUAUUGUAGAGAAUUUACCAAAUGGCUUCAGUGUACUGCAAGUGAUGGCGGCUGACAAAGACCAGGGAGACAAUGGAGAAUUUACGUAUCAGUUAAAAGACCCGGAAGGUGCUUUCACCAUUGACCCUAGAACUGGAUGGCUUACUGUCAGAAAUCAGACAAUCCUGGACAGAGAACAACAUUCUUCACUGAAAAUGAAAGUUUACGCUAAAGAAAAGAAUCCAAGUGUGGUCGGUACCUUCUUAGAUAAGAAUCGGAUAUCUAAAUGGCGUCGAACUCCUACUACACCUAGGACACCACUGAAAGAUAGAACAACAUAUAUUUUCCCUGAUAAGUUAGGUACUAAAAGUGAAAAUAUGGAAUACGUCGACGAACAGCUAAUGUCCUACGUCAACGUUGAAGUCACACUCCUAGACGCUAAUGAUAACAACCCAGUUUUUAUACCAAGUAAUUUGUACGAAUUCACAAUUAAAUCAAAUGCUAAAAUUGGUACAUCUAUUGGUAAAGUGAAAGCUGUAGAUCCUGACUUAGGAAGGAAUGGACUGGUGUUAUAUGAUUUACAAAGAACAAGUAAUUUAACUAUCACAUCGCCGUUCCAAAUUGAUGCUAAGACCGGUGUUGUAAGUGUUGCUGAGUCACCUAUAGUUGAAGGGAGACAUGCUUUGUUCAUUGAGGCUUCAGACCAACCGGCAAAUCCUAGUGAGAGAAGAUAUUCUUUAGCUGUUGUUACUAUUGAUGUGACCAGUCCUAGCAAAGGUUCUAAAGCGGACAAGCCAGGGUUCAUCGGUUCUCCAUACGAAUUCUGGGUUGGAGCUAAUGUUGGAAUUGGAACUAGUGUUGGUCAAAUUAGAAUCAAUGACGCAAUGGAAAAGAGUGAUGUCUCUUACGAUCUACUUCAUAGUUACGAAGAAGGAGUGCCAUUUGCUGUGGAAGAAAGAUCAGGAGUAAUAACAGUGGUUGAUGAACUUACAAAAUACAAUAGACCUAUGUACGAUUUUGAAGCUGUAGCAAUUCAAGAAAGCGCAAACAUCAGUAUUACUACAAACGCAACGGUCCACGUGGUUGAUGUGAAUGAUGAAAGAGGCGUACUGUUGAAAGGUGCACAUUCACCAUUAGAAUUUUAUGUUAAAGAAAAUGUCGCAGGCGCAACAGUAGGUCAAAUAUUUCCAAUUAAUAUUUCUACACUGCACGUUAAUAACACAGGAAAUAUACGGUUCAUAAUCGCUAAUCAGCAAGAUGUAACCGAUGAUAUCGCGAUAGGACAAGACGGUACCAUUUUCGCUCAGAAACCUUUAGACAGAGAAAAACGGGACACGUACCGAAUGACAGUGAUCGCUGAAUUUACUAAAGGUGUGAUAUCUGGAGCUGGCAUAUAUCAAGUUACGAUACAUGUUGAAGAUGAAAAUGAUAACCCGCCGAUAUUUGAAUAUCCCAUGUACGAGGGAUUCAUUGCCGAAAAUUCACCCAAAGAUACUGAGGUUAAAAUGACAAAUAAAAUAAUAGCUAAAGAUGCUGACUUAGGACCAAAUGCAUCAUUCACAUACACUCUAUUUGGUGAUGGACGUGAAAUGUUCCACGUUGAUGAAAACACUGGAGUGGUAACAUUUAUAGGAAAUAGAUUAGAUAGAGAAGAGAAAAGUUCCUACUUAUUAAAGAUUAUUGCAAGAGACAGAGGAAGACUUAGUUCAGAAGCGAAACUAACAAUAACAUUAUUAGAUGAAAAUGAUAAUAUUCCUAAAUUUAACCAAAUUGUUAUACCUUUGGGAGAAAAUAUAGAACUUCUUGAAUCAGAUGAAAAGGCACCAGUAAAAAUAUACCGUGAACGGAAAAAUAACUCUACUUCAGGUAUAUCAAACUCGGAAGCAAAACCGAAAAAUAAAUUCGCCUUGAGCACAGAGGCAACUGGACCACUGUUUAUGGUACCAGAAAAUGUUGCUAUUGGUUCAACCAUAUUAAAAGUUACUGCCAUAGAUAUGGACAUUGGCAUUAACGGUCAAGUGAGAUAUGAGUUUGUUUCCGAAGUUUUUAUUCCUCCUCAUAGUAUGUCUUCGAAAGGCAUGCAGGUAAAACGAUAUUUUGUCAUCAACGAAAGACAUGGGCAUGUAAUUAUUGCAAGAACAUUACCACCUGAGGCAGAAUUUAGACUAAACAUUUCUGCAGUAGACGGCGGUGAAUUGAGCGACCACAUAUCAAUUAGAUUCUUUAUUAAAGAUAUAAAUGAUCACUUCCCAAUGUUUAAAAAGUCCUGGUACAGCUUUAAUGUAGAGGAAGCUCAGUACUCUAGAAGAGUUUUAGGAAAAGUUGACGCUACUGAUGCUGACUUUGGCCAAAAUGCCAACUUGACAUAUUCCAUUCAACCCCAAUCAAAAGACUUACCUUUUGAAAUAUCACCAUUGACUGGAGUGUUUAGUGUUAAUGGCGAAUUAGAUAGAGAAAAGGAAGACAAGUAUGUGAUAACUGUUGUAGCACAAGAUAAUGGUUAUGAUAAGAAACUUUCCUCCUCUGUCAGUGUCGAAGUACAAGUUUUAGAUGUCAAUGAUAACGCUCCUAAAUUUUAUGCUUAUGACGAGUUACUUGAGUGGAAACAUCCUGAAGCUGAUGAAAUUUCAAAUCAUAACUUCGAAUCAGUAAUGAUGAUGCCAGUUUACAAAGCGAUUCUGAAAGAGAAUGCUCCUGUUGGAACAGUUGUUACAAAAGUUUUUGCCAAUGAUUCUGAUUUUAUUGGUAAUGGCAAUGGUCUCAUUUUAUACAGUCUACCUCAACGCAAAAAUCAACUCAAUCUUUUCGCUAUUGAUUCAAAAGAAGGUAUAAUUACAACAACGGGACGACUUGAUUAUGAAAGUCAGACAGUUCAUAAUGUUACAAUUGUGGCUUCUGACUUGGGAUCUCCAAGUUUGAGUUCUACAGCCAUUUUAAUGUUAACUGUAACUGACGUUCCUGAUGAUGUGGAAGUGUCAGAUAAACCAGUAUUUAUUUCGAGGUACUAUGAAUUGGAAAUCGAAGAGAAUGUGCAAACGCCUGUUGAGAUGGUUACGCUAAAUUUAACAGAGCACUAUGAGAACUUCAAAAUGAAGUACUUCAUUCUGAAUGAAAAUGAUGAAGACGUGAAAAAGACUUUUGUGAUUGACCCUAGAAACGGUACCUUGUACUUAGUGAGAAGUCCGGACAGAGAAGUAAGAGAUGUGUAUGAGAUUGUAGUCAGAGCUGAAAGACAGAAGAUUAGUAGAGAACUACCACAUAUGAUAUAUCCUGUAGCUGAUGAUGUGAUGGAAGGACUAACUAAGUAUGACGUCAAGGUUAUUGUUAGGAUAAGGGAUGUGAAUGACAAUGCUCCAAAGUUUACAAAUGGAGGACGACCAUUGGUCACAGCUAUUCCAACUACUGCUCCAUUUGGAUACCAAGUUAUACAGUUAAAGGCGACGGAUGCGGAUGUUGGGAUCAACGCGGACAUCCGUUACCAGAUCAUAAACGAGCAAGCGCCACGAUUUGCCAUCGACCCGGUGUCGGGUCGGGUCCGUGUCGUGUCGGCUCUGACUCGUGAUGCAGGCCGUGUAUUCGGGUUUGAUGUCAAGGCGACAGACAAACGUGGAGCUGAUGAUGGGAAGUCUGCUAUUGCUAACGUUUUUGUGUACGUGUUGGAUGAAAAUAAGCAACUGGUGCUGGUCGUUGGAGCUAAGCCCAUGGAGGUGGAAAAAGAAGUAGAAAAUAUUACGAAGUCUUUGACCGCCAUGACAGGAUACGACAUUAGAGUUAGAAGACUGGAAGCGCAUAACAAGGCGUCUUUAGACGGAUACGCGACUGAUUUAUACAUCUAUGGAGUUGAUCCACUGUCGAAUGCUAUCAUUGAUAUGGAAGUGCUUCAAAAGUCCCUAAUGAAACGUGAGACGGACUUACGUCACGACCUGGCCGGGUUCCGUGUGCUAGAAGUAGGAGACACGGCCAUGGUGCAGGCGAGGAGUGGUCGACUGCUCAGCACGAUGGAGAUCAGCGUGGUGGCUCUUGGGUGCAUCGUCUUCAUUGGAGCUUGUACCACUGCCGUCUGCAUAAUGUGUGUUAGGAGGAGUAGGAGACGACACCAAAAACCAUACUCCCAGCAACGACUUAACGCUUUCUCAACUGAGCACCUAACCAAAUUCGGCGGCCUCUUCCCAUCGGGCGGCAACCAGUGCCAGGAGUUGAACCAGUCCUACAGUGAGGCAGACUCCUACAUCGACGUCAUCAACCAUAAUGGCAAGAAGAUCUGCCCUCAUGGAAACACUGUUGAAGAGUUCGGGAAGGCACAUCAGAAGUGUGUGAAGACGCAGUUCGGUGAUGACCUGUUCAAUCAGAAACAUGAGAGAAUGUGCAUCAAGUUCAAUCAGCGGCCAUUGCAGAAGAGGAAGGGGCAGGAUACAUCGAUAACGUCCGUGAAUUCCAGUGGACAAGACUCGGGCAUCGCGGAGGCUACCAGAUGUCCCUGCGGCCAGUCCAGUCUCCACACAUCCGAGGAAAGCAGUGGGUGCAGUUACGAAGAUUCCCUGAAAUCUACACGCAACCCUGAAGGUCGAGGCAAGCCGUACCAGUUGGACCAUGAGCCUCGGUUCCUGAGGCGAGCAUCAUUCACUCACCAGCCUUUAGACUCCCGGCAGUUCAAUUUCAGACGCCAAUCUUUCUCAGAAAACAUGCAGAGGCACUUCCCCCCUUUUGACAGAAUCGGUUCAGGAGCGAGGAUCACCAGACAGAUUUCUACUCCAAAUGUAUCCAAUGCCACACAAUCUUACUUCUUAAGUGGUAAGAAGCGGUUGGAGACUAGGAGGAAAGAGGUUCUUAAUGAGCCCAUGAUAGACUAUGACCAUAGUGAGGGAGAGGAUGUUUUUGAUACCUCGCACAGGAUGGAGAGAAGGUCGAGUGCGAGGAAUCAUAAAAGAGGGAAGUUCAUGGAGCUGGGAGGACAAGCAGCGGUGUUUGUAGCGACUCCUGCAGCAGCUGAGAUCAUGAGGAGGCAGGGUAGUGAGAGACUUAUGUUCGCUAGACCGUUAUAG
Molecule: messenger RNA, 6150 nt
Organism: Spodoptera littoralis (African cotton leafworm)
Lineage: Eukaryota; Metazoa; Arthropoda; Insecta; Lepidoptera; Noctuidae
Source: the annotation of a GenBank genome assembly